CAAGGGAAGAGGAGGGGACGGCGGGGGAGAUGGAGGCGGCUGGGCAGGGCAGGACGGCGCGUCCUGCAGCUCGGGAGUGGGGUCCCCGGCUUCCCCUCCCCUGCGCACUCCCUGCCCUUUUAUCGCCUGAGCCCGGGCCUGGUACAGCACCGCUGCCCCCAGCCCGGUGCCCCCGGAGCCGCAGACUUGGCGCGUCUCACUGACCCGCUCACUCCGUGUCACCCGCUCAGUUGACCGCCAGCUGUUCACCCAAGUCACUGAAAUCUGACGCCUGGAGUCAUCCUGAGCGCCCCCUCCCGCUGCUCCAGUCUGAGCCUCUUCGACUCCCCAUUAGACGAGUGUCCAGGCUGCCAAGAUGCCAGGGCCAAGACCUCGGAAGGGCCCUCAGGCCAGUGACCAGGGUGUGGCAGCUGCCAAGCAGCUUGGGCUGUUUAUGGAGUUCAGCCCUGAGGACAUGCUGCUGGGGAUGGAGGAGACUGGAGAUGAUGGGGACCUGGAGGCUGAGCUGCUGGCCCUCACUGGGGAAGCAGGGACCACAGGCAAGAAGCCAGCACCCAAGGGGCAGGCCCCACUGCCUAUGGCCCACAUCGAGAAGUUGGCGGCAGACUGCCUGCGGGAUGUGGAGGAGGAGGAGGAGGAAGGGCUGGAGGACGAUGCAGACUUGCUGACUGAGCUGCAGGAGGUCCUGGGUGCACAUGAGGAGGCUGGGCCCUUGGAUGGCGAUGAGACAGCCAGCCCAGGGGGCUCUGAGAAGGAACAGGAGAACAUUGAAUCUCCAGUGCAGACAGCUCUCCUAACAGCUUCAGUCCCAGAGGCUCAGGCUGGAGGGCCUCAGGGGCUGCAGGCUCUGCUGGAGGAUCGGAUCCACAACUACCGGGAGGCGGUGGCCAGUGCCAAGGAGACAGGUGAAGCAGCCAAAGCCAGGCGCUGUGAGCGCGGCCUGAAGACUCUGGAGUCCCAGCUGGCUGCUGUGAGGAAAGGCAGGAAGAUCAGUGAGGAUGAGAUCCCACCUCCAGUGGCCUUGGGCAAGAGGCCCCUGGCCCCUCAGGAAACAACCAGCAGGAGCCCUGAAGCAGAACCCCCAGCUCCCCCCUCCGUGGAGCCAGACAACCCCUCCCAGCCUGAGACAAGCCACUUGGGCAGCCCUAGUAUUUCUGGGCCCCCUGAUUCAGACCCAGACCCACGGGCCUUGCUGUUGGCCCGACAGAGAGAGUACAAAGUGGCUGCCCUGAACGCCAAGCGGGCUGGAGACCUAGAUCGUGCCCGAGAGCUCAUGAGGAUUGGGAAGAGAUUUGGGGCCAUCCUGGAGGCCCUGGAGAAGGGGCAGCCUGUGGACCUGAGUGCCAUGCCCCCAGCACCUGAGGACCUGAAGCCCCUCCCACAGGCUUCCAAGGCCUCCACAGCACCCGCAGAGGUACACCCAGCAGUAGAGCGAGUGCAGCCAGUGAUGGCCUCUGACAUCCCGGCCACCCCAGUGGCCCCUACUGAGCCACAGACAGUGCUAGACGCCCUGCAGCAGAGGCUGAACAAGUACCGUGAGGCAGGCACCCAGGCUCGGGGCAGUGGGGAUGAGCGCAAGGCCCGGAUGCACGAGCGUAUUGCCAAGCAAUAUCAAGAUGCCAUUCGAGCCCACCGAGCAGGACGGAAAGUUGACUUUGCUGAGUUGCCUGUUCCUCCAGGAUUCCCCCCUAUACCUGGCUGGGAGCCCACUAUGGGUACUGAGGAGGAUGUGGUGGCAGCUACUUUAGCAGCUGCCCAGAAACUGGCCUCCUCAGAGGAUACAGCCCCCGCAGAGGAAGACGAGGACGAGGACAAGGAUGAGCCCCCAGCCCAGGCCCCAGUGGCCAAGAAGCCAGCACAGCCUCUGGUCCCUUCAUCCCGGCCCCUGUCUGAGCCCAAAGCCUCGAGUUCUAAGGAGUCACUGAGUCCGGCUGUGCGAGAGCAGGUGGCCCUGCUGCAGGCACGGAAACUGCAGUACCAGCGGGCAGCCCUGCAGGCCAAGCGUGGCCAGGACCUGGAGCAGGCCAAAGCCCAUCUGCGGGUGGCCAAAUCCCUUGAGGCUCAGAUCAUCCAGGUGCGGGCUGGCCGACCUGUGGACCUCUCCAAGGUGCCUUCACCCUUAACGGAUGAGGAGGGCGACUUCAUCCUGAUCCACCAUGAGGACCUGCGACUCUCUCAGAAGGCUGAGGAGGUGUAUGCCCAGCUACAAAAAAUGCUUCUGGAGCAACACGAGAAGUGUGUGCUGUUCUCCAAGCAGUUUAUGCACCAGGGCAAUGUGGCCGAGACUACCCGGUUUGAGAAUCUUGCUCAAGACCGCAAGAAGCAGCUUGAGAUCCUACAGCUGGCCCAGGCCCAGGGCCUUGACCCUCCCAGCCACCACUUUGAGCUGAAGACAUUCCAAACUGUGAGGAUCUUCGCAGAACUGAACAGCACAGAAAUGCAUCUGAUUGUUGUCCGGGGAAUGAACCUCCCAGCCCCUCCAGGGGUGACCCCUGAUGACUUGGAUGCUUUUGUGCGGUUUGAGUUCCACUAUCCUAAUUCGGACCAGGCUCAAAAAAACAAAACAGCUGUGGUGAAAAACACAAACUCUCCAGAAUUUGAUCAGCUCUUCAAACUAAACAUCAACCGAAACCACCGGGGCUUCAGGAGGGUGAUUCAAAGCAAAGGAAUCAAGUUUGAAAUCUUCCACAAAGGAUCCUUCUUCAGAAGUGACAAGCUGGUCGGCACAGCCCACCUGAAACUGGAGCGUCUGGAGAAUGAGUGUGAGAUCAGAGAGAUUGUGGAGGUCCUGGACGGAAGGAAGCCCACUGGGGGCAAGCUGGAGGUGAAGGUGAGGCUGCGGGAGCCUCUGAGUGGCCAGGAUGUGCAGAUGGUCACCGAGAACUGGCUGGUCCUGGAGCCCAGGGGCCUGUGAGGUGGGCAGCUCUCUGGGCCCUUAGAACCUCUGUUCCCUGCUCACUGCCUGGGCCCUCCAGGGACCCUUCCAGUACUCAACUCAUAUCUAAGGAGAAAGCCUAGGAGUUUCUCAUCUGUGAGGAAGACCAAGAGGCAAAACUGUUGGUUGGGUAGCGCUCAGGCUCAGUGUCUCAUGAUCUUCAGCAGAACUGGGGAAGGAAGUUAACUUUCCCAGGUCUGUCUUCAGGAAACCCUUUCUAAAAUCUACUUGUACAUCCACUGCAGUUUAGACUUCCUGAGCUUUGUGCCCUUGUGCAACAGAGGGUCAAUGUAGGGAGUGGAGUCAGGCCAGCAAUUCCUCUCCAUCUUCCCCCACCCCCGCCCCGCUUUGCUGGCUAUAGAGGUCAUUGUACAUAAAGGAGAUGCUGCUGCACAAGCACCAAAGACCUGUUAAGUACUUGCAUAUUGACCACGGCCCUAGUCUUUCCUGUUGCUGGCCCCUCCCCAGGCCUCCACCCAAACAGGCUGGAUUCCAAGAUUGCUCCUACCCCUCCAUCUGGGGGAGGGCAAGGACAGCCUCACUGCUCUGCCAUGGAGUCUUGUAACCCCUUAACCCCUGGGUAGCAACUGCUUGCAGCUUGCCCCAGCCCCCAGUUGCACCAUUUCUAGAUGUGCCUUUAAAAGAUAGAACUGUAAGGGAUGGGAAAACUCGAGUGUGAUCUGGACACCCCGCCACACCCCCUGCUUAGGGUGGGGGCAGGGUUCUGUGACUCCAGGUGGCCAGUGGCAGCCUAUCCCACACAACUCAGUUUACCCCCUCAGUUUGCCCUGCCUGUGCCUGUGCCUUGGUUCCUGACAGCUGCUGCACUAGCCUCCCUGCUUCUCAGAGCUCUCAGUGGAAGUUUGUUCAGGACUGUGUGGUGGGAAGUAAGGGUAGGGCUGUGUUAGGUUUGGUCCAUGUACCUAAGACUGAAAGAAUGUUAACUAGGAAAGAAAAAAUAUAUGUGUAUAUAUGUUAUGUAGCUGAUUUUAUUUAAGAAACUAGGUCUAAUUAACUCAUUGUAGGGGAUUUACACUCUCCUCACAAAGUAACCAUCAAAGUCCUAAACAAAAGCCCUGCUGCUCCCUGUCACUUUUUAAAGCCAGAGUGGCAGUAACAUUUGUUAAUUGACAGAAACUGCUGCUACGGCUUCCUCUAGAGACAGGGCAGGGGAAGCCUUGCCUCUCAUCACCUAGGGAAAUCCCUUCGUUUCUUCCCAAGAAAUUCUCCUUUGGCUUUGUUUUUCUGAAUGGAUGGAAAUAAUGGAGGGAUUUAUAGUUGCAACAGAUUUAAUGUUCAAAACUGCAAUAUUCUACAUCUCUUAGAAAUAAACUUUAAUAACGCA
This is a messenger RNA of Delphinapterus leucas (beluga whale), 4280 nucleotides long. The record is from RefSeq and is a predicted model, not a curated record. NCBI's taxonomy places the organism in Eukaryota, Metazoa, Chordata, Mammalia, Artiodactyla, Monodontidae.